AUGUCGGGAUCCAACCUCUCCGACCGGUCCGCCGCCUCUACUCCUCCGGCCGUGAAGCCGCCGAAUCCCUUCGACUCUUCCGCCGGCUCCACCGCCGCCACUCUUCCCGAUCCUGCCUACAUCCGUGAUGUUCCCAUCGAACGUCGCGUUCCGGUCAUCCUCUCCCACAACGAGGCGAAUUUUUAUGCUUGGAAGACAUACUUCAAUCUCCUCUUUCGUGAGUAUAACCUGCAGGACCACAUCGACGGCACAGCCAACCUCUUCGUCCUGAACCGUGACGCCGACUGGCUAGCGAUCGACGCCACCAUCAUCAGGUGGCUCUUCCUCACCGUGUCUAAGGACAUCUUCCACACCGUCGUUCGCGACAAGGAUUAUGCAUGCACGGUGUGGAACAAGAUCGUCGGCCUCUUCACCGACAACAAGCUCCAACGGAUCGUCUUCCUGCAGCAGGAGUUCUUCGGGUGCCAUCAAAACGACUCCUCCGUCGACGCCUUCUGCAUGCGUCUCAAGACCCUCUCCGACGAGCUCAAUGACAUCGGCUUCAAGGUGGGCGACGAGUUGCUCCUCUCCACCCUCACCGCCGGCCUCAAUGAGGAUCUCGGCAACGCCGCCUCCAACCUCACCCUCAUGGCGAACCCUACCUACGAGCGGGCGGUGGCUUAUCUUCGUCUCGAGGAACGCCGGUUGAAGCAUCUUCGCUCCCGUGCCGUUCAUACCGCCUUCGCCGCUGGCUACUCGCGCGGUGGCCCCGCGCCCUCAGGCGCGCCUCCCGGCUUCCCAGCGCC
This is a messenger RNA of Aegilops tauschii subsp. strangulata, 785 nucleotides long. The record is from RefSeq and is a predicted model, not a curated record. NCBI's taxonomy places the organism in Eukaryota, Viridiplantae, Streptophyta, Magnoliopsida, Poales, Poaceae.